Drosophila albomicans is the source of this 1147-nucleotide messenger RNA. RefSeq names its product probable aminoacyl tRNA synthase complex-interacting multifunctional protein 2 (gene AIMP2). Gene Ontology annotation, cellular component: aminoacyl-tRNA synthetase multienzyme complex. Lineage: Eukaryota; Metazoa; Arthropoda; Insecta; Diptera; Drosophilidae. The record is from RefSeq and is a predicted model, not a curated record.
UUUUGAGAAUACAAGUUGCGGUCACGCUGACGAGGCAAGCACAUUUUCGCGAAGUACAACAACUGAAUUUCUUCCAAAUAAGCCAGUAGAAAUGUACGAGUUGAAAACUUUGUUGCCCCAAUUCGAUAUCAAACUGCCCACCUGUAUGUACGACUUAAAGAAUGUCAGCCUCGCCGCCGGCGGUGCAACAGCAGGAGACACCGCACAGGAGGAUACAGCCGCUGUGGUGAAACGCCAGGACAAGGUGCUGCAGCAGCUGGAAGAGCUAAAGGCGCAAUUGGGCAAAAUACGCGCCAGCUUAGGAGUGCGAGUAUGUGGAAAGACCAUCCAGCAUACGACAGCCUACCAAAAUGGAGGCCUUAAAGAGGUGCCACUGCAAGAUGUUGUCGUCAAUGGUCAUCCCAACUUUAUACCCUAUGCGCUGUUGGCUUUGAAGAAUGCUUGGCGUGAUUUGUACACCAUCGAUGUGAAGACGUUCACACACUCGACAAUGGCAGAUAUUGGGCCAGCUGCCCGUGAAUUCGAGGCCACUGCCAAGGUGCCGGUUAACACGGCAUUGCCCAAGAUUAACGUAACGCUGAUCUGGAAGAACUGUGAACACACGGAAAUGAUCAGUUCACCUACUAUGUAUGUGCCCAUCUACGGCGAAGUGAAUAUCAUCAGGUAUUUGGGUCGUGUUGGACCCACCGAGUAUCGUUAUGAGAACUCACCUCUCUGCAAUGAGAUCGACGCCGUGCUCGACAUUUGCUAUCAACUGCUGCGUUGCACCACACACAAAAGCCAAGUGGCAAUGGUGCGAUUGCUAGACAAGCGACUGCAGCAACAGCAGUACUUUGGUGGUCAACAAAUGUCUGUGGCCGACAUCGGCGUCUACAGUUCCCUCAUUCGCAUGCCUGCCAUCACUGACAAGGAUCUGACACCGGCGCUACUGGCAUGGCGUAAGCGGGCCAAGCUCGUUACCCAGAUCUAAGGACUUUACUCUACUCAAUGCGAAUGAAAAUAAAGUGUUAGCAAAAAAUUAAAUAUAGUUUACCACGCUUUUUUGUUGGCAUCACAAUUACUUAAGCAAAAAGCUUCUAGAGGGUGGAGAAACAAAUAAAGUAAAAUUUAUUAAUUUAUUAUUGAAUAAAUUAUUCUAUUAAAUUAA